Messenger RNA from Schistocerca gregaria, 454 nucleotides. RefSeq lists its product as uncharacterized. The record is from RefSeq and is a predicted model, not a curated record. The transcript is spliced from 4 exons. NCBI's taxonomy places the organism in Eukaryota, Metazoa, Arthropoda, Insecta, Orthoptera, Acrididae. Bases 28 to 369 code for a protein of 113 amino acids.
GUUACGGGCUCUUGGCUAUCAUUCGCCAUGCAGAAGUCAUUCAUCCUUGCCGUCGUGGUCGUCGCCUGUGUCGGAGCCAGCUUCGCACAGGUGACGUGUUCUGAUCAUUGCCUAGACCUGGCAGAAAAGGCUAAUUUUGCGCUAGACCCCUAUUCGUACGAAGACCUAAUUGACGAAUUUCACGGAGAUGGCUGCGACGACCGUUGCCUACUGUAUCAACUGACAUCGACCGUAACUCCUUCAACUGAGGACGAAAGUGCAGAAGAAGACGGUGGAUCGGCUCGCAUUAGAGGGAGAUCCCACUCACGUGGGGCGACUGCGUCCCACGCUAGACUCGCCGCUCUUCAUCACCGCCGUAAUCACCAGUAGAAGCAUCAACUUGGGUCAAAAACUCGAGUAACAACAGCACCAUGUAUGGAAAUAAACUGCACAACAAUUAAAGAAUUUGGGCUAA